Molecule: messenger RNA, 971 nt
Organism: Raphanus sativus (radish)
Lineage: Eukaryota; Viridiplantae; Streptophyta; Magnoliopsida; Brassicales; Brassicaceae
Product: glutathione S-transferase U10
Biological process (GO): glutathione metabolic process
Cellular component (GO): cytoplasm
Molecular function (GO): glutathione transferase activity
Source: RefSeq, a predicted model, not a curated record
AUGGAAGAAAACAAGAGCAAAGUAACACUACAUGGGAUGUGGGCAAGCUCAUACUCAAAGAGGGUCGAAAUAGCCUUAAAACUCAAGGGUAUACACUACGAGUACGUCGAAGAAGAUUUUAGGAACAAGUCGGAGUCUCUGAUUCAACUCAACCCUGUUCACAAGAAGGUCCCUCUUCUUGUCCAUGACGGUAAACCACUGGCCGAGUCACAAGUGAUUCUUGAAUAUAUCGACGAAACGUGGAAGAACUCUCCUCGUCUCUUGCCAGAGGAUACUUAUGAAAGGGCUCAGGUCCGGUUCUGGGUCAGCUACAUAAACCAACAGGUGAUUGAGGUCAUGGGUCAAGUUCUGUUCCAAGAAGGCGAAGCUCAAGCAAAGUCUAUAGAAGAGGCUAGAGAGAGGUUCAGAGUUCUUGAAGAGGGACUAAAGAAGCAUUUUCCGGAUAAAUCCAUCAGAGAGAGUGAUGACGUAGGGCUUCUGGACAUCGCCAUCAUCUCUACUUUUGGAUCACAAAAAGUUUAUCAUGAAGUGCUCGGUGUAAGGGUGAUCAAUCCAGUGAGCACUCCGACUUUAUACAACUGGAUAGAGAGCCUGAAAGAGCUGACAGUGAUGAAAGAAGCAGAAGUGCCUCGUGAUAGGUUGGUGCCUUUUCUCCAGAUGUAUAGACAAUGGCAUCUCCAGCAGGCUGCAAACGCGUAACGGGGAUCAUAAUAUUGUUUUAUGGCAGAUACACUAAUGUAUGAUAUUGAAACUAAAUAAAUGUAUCUUCAUGCUUUCUAUAGUCACUGCAUCAGAAUUCACAUGGCUACAACUGUGAAACCCUUUUUCUGCGUAGCCUUUUAUAUCUCUAAGACCAUCAAAAAGAAGUUCGUAAGCAUAAUAUGUAAUACAGCUCUUCUUCAACAGAUCCUCCAAGACAAGCUUAGCCUUUUAGGCUUGAUGCUGCUGUUACAUAAUCAUUUGGUCAGCGU